Messenger RNA from Eruca vesicaria subsp. sativa (arugula), 2080 nucleotides. The record is from the annotation of a GenBank genome assembly. NCBI's taxonomy places the organism in Eukaryota, Viridiplantae, Streptophyta, Magnoliopsida, Brassicales, Brassicaceae.
AUCUAACAUAGAAACCCAUAAAGAAAACAACAAUUACCAACCCUAAAGUCAGAUCAAAUAGAGGUUGACUUGACCCAUAGACCUAAACACUAAACCGAUAAAAACCGGAAUCUAAACCGGACAAUCUGAUCACCUUUCUUUUAUAAUCAAACCAUAAAUAACAAAGGACACCCACAAAAUGCCAAUCUCUCUUCUCUAUCCUCUCAUCUCUGCGCGCAUGAUCGCAUUAGUGUUCCACUAUACAUCCCCCCGUGACUCUGGUCUCUGACUGUAAUCCAUCUCUCUCCAUUUUAAAAAAAAAUUAAUUUCCGUUUUUAUCAGUUUCAUUUAAUUCAUUUCCAUAUAUAUAUAUACACACAUCAUUCUCUAAUGGCAUAUUCGAACCUACUCCAUUAUAAACCUCCCAACCCGCUACUUCUGUCUCUUAAUCAUCACCAUGUCUUCAACUCUCAUCCUUCUCUUCUCUCUCUCCCUCUUAACCUCUCCCUCUUCCUCCUUCCGUCACCACCAUCACCACCACCACCACUCUCCUCCGCUCAACCCAUCCUCCUCCACCGCCUCUCAGAUCCGUCUCGCCUGCAACGCAACUCGUUACCCAGACCAAUGCCUCUCUUCCCUCUCCCAACCAGGUCUUGUCCCUCCUGAUCCCAACCCAACCCAGAUCAUCCACUCAGCGAUCUCCCUCUCUUACCAAACCCUCGUAACAGCUCAGUCCAAAGUGAAGUCCAUCCUAGACUCCUCCGUAGGGAAUCUAAACCGCACAAACGCAGCCAACACGUGCCUCCAGAUACUCUCCUACUCCAAACACCGCACCUUAUCGACGGAUCACGCCCUGACACGUGGUAAAAUCAAAGACGCGCGCGCUUGGAUGAGCGCUGCUCUCGUCUACCAAUACGACUCGUGGUCAUCUCUCAAAUACGUCAACGACACGGCGCAAGUCGGUGAAACGAUGUCGUUUCUAGACGGACUCAUCCACGUCACGAGUAACGCGCUUAGCAUGAUGGUAUCGUACGAUAACUUCGGGGACGAGUUAGCGUCGUGGACUCCACCAGCGACGGAGCGUGACGGGUUUUGGGAGAAGAUUGGGCCGGGUAUGGGCUCGGAUCCGGGUGCUUUGGGUUUCCCUUCCGGUUUGAAAGAAGACGUUACGGUCUGUAAAACCGGAGAGUGCGGUUACAAGACCGUGCAGGACGCCGUUAACGCGGCGCCUGAAAAUAACGGAGUGGGGAAGUUUGUUAUAAAGAUUAGUGAAGGAGUGUAUGAGGAGACCGUUAGGGUUCCGUUUGAGAAGAAGAACGUCGUCUUCGUAGGAGACGGUAUGGGCAAAACGGUCAUUACUGGAUCAUUGAACGUUGGGAUGCCUGGGAUGACAACGUACAACUCUGCAACUGUCGGAGUGAUAGGAGAUGGAUUCAUGGCUCGUGAUAUAACAUUCCAAAACACGGCGGGACCAGACGCACACCAAGCGGUUGCGUUUAGAUCCGACAGCGACUUUUCUCUGCUCGAGAACUGUGAGUUUCUUGGAAACCAAGACACACUCUACGCACAUGGACUUCGUCAAUUCUACAAAAGUUGCCGUAUCCAAGGGAACGUUGACUUUAUCUUUGGAAACUCAGCUUCAGUCUUCCAAGACUGUGAGAUUCUCAUCUCACCGCGUCAACUUAACCCCGAGAAGGGUGAGAAAAACGCUGUCACUGCUCACGGAAGAAUUGACCCGUCGCAGUCAACGGGGUUCGUGUUCUUGAAUUGUUUGAUAAACGGAACGGAGGAGUAUAUGAAGUUGUAUAAAGCUAACCCUAAGGUGCAUAAGAAUUUUUUGGGGAGGCCGUGGAAAGAUUAUUCGAGGACUGUUUUUAUUGGUUGUAAUAUGGAGGCUUUGGUAACUCCUGAUGGUUGGUUACCGUGGAGUGGAGAUUUUGCUCUUCAGACGUUGUAUUAUGGAGAGUCUAAGAACACGGGUUUGGGAUCAGAUAGGUCACAGAGGGUUUCGUGGAGCAGUGAGAUACCAGAGGAGCAUGUGAAUGUGUACUCGGUUGCUAACUUUAUUCAAGCUGAUGAGUGGGCUGUGAUGUCUAGUUGA